AUUUGAUAGCACGUCCACACCGACAUUAAUCUGACGAAAAACGUGCAUUGGAAAAUGCUGUAAGCCGAUUUCUUCAUAUUGUACACAAUUUAUUUGGUAGCCGGUCUACACCGAACUAAAUCUGUCGACAAACGUGCACUGGACAAUACAGCACUCAGAAGGAUGGAUGCAGUUCCAGGGCGAAAGGCGAGAAUGGCAUCUUGAUUGGCGCCUGGCCUCACCUACUGCCAGCCGUGCGUGGAGGACGGCAAGAAAAUCCUCCCCGAGGCCUUCUGUCCCGUCUGCAAGGAGUUCCUGUGUUCUAACUGUGCCCGAGUACACCGGAAUCAGAAAAUAACCAAACGCCACGCCCUUCAGGACAAGGACCGUAUGCCUUCCUCAUUCCACGAACAGAGUGAAGAGGAAAUGUUUACAGAAACAUGUCAGCGUCAUGCUAAAGAGUUUAUCAAAUAUUACUGUCAGCGUCAUUAUGGACUUUUGUGUGGAGACUGUUUAAUUGAGAAUGAAGAUCAUCGCUCUUGUAAAGUAGAGAAAAUUCAGCAAGUGGCAAAACGGUAUAAGCAGGGUGCAGAAUACAACAGCCUUAAAACAGGACUUGUCAACACGGCCAGUGACAUUAGCAAAAUUUCACACGACAUACAAGCGAUCAUGAAAUCAGUUGACGAAGAAAGCCUUACCAAUAUCAAUGAGCUUCGCAAAUUCAUGAAUAAUAUAAACCGGUACCUGCAAAAAAGGGAAAACGAACUCUUGGCAGAAAUCGAUCGGAAGAAACGGACAUCCAAGACACUGCUAGAUGAACUGAAAUCAAAAUGCACAAAUAUGAAAUCAUCCAUUAAAAAACUAAAAUCGGAGCUACAAGCACAGGACGACAACAGCAAUCAGCUAUUUAUAGUAGGAAAGCGAGCUAUAAAAGAGCUGGUAGGUCUCCAGGCAGCCCUGGAAGAGGUGAGCAGGAGGAGUGAUGUUCCCCGAUACAUGUUUUACAGUGACCCCUCAACUGAGCAGUUAAUAGCUUCUGAAAAAGCAAUAGGAAGGUUGGAAGAGGACAAUGAAACGUCGGUUUUUGGUCAGCAGCAAAAACAACAGCAGACGAAGCAGGAACAACUGCAACAGAAGACGAUAGGGCAGCAAGAACGACAACAACAGAAGGAGAAGCAGCAACGGCAACUCGCGACGAUGCAGCAAGAACAAAAACACAUGCAAGGCGUAUCACCAAAAGUCCUCUUUAAAGACAGUGCUGACUUAAGCCGGGUUAUGUUCAGCAGGCAACCUGAUAUUUCAGUGAAGUCAUUAGAUGAUACCCGUGACUGCUGGCUGUCCAGUGUUGCCCACCUAACCGGGGACAGACUCCUACUGGUAGAUCGCGCUAAUUACUCAUUGAAGCUGGUGGACAGUGAGAAUAACAAGCUGGUAUCCGAAGUGAACCUGCCAGGUCAGCCGUGGGACCUGUGUCUCCUGCCCGGGGACAGGGCUGCCGUCACUUUACCUCAUGUGGAUAAGAUACAGUUCGUAUCUACUCAGGGAAAUGUCACGCUACAGCGUGCUGUUAAUGUAGCUGGAUGCUGUUGUGGAAUAGAUGUCUGUGAUGACAACUUGAUAGUGUCCUUCGUCAACCCAGGUUAUGUUGUGUUAAUGGACAUGAAGGGAAAGGUGAAGAAUAGUGUGGACAAAGACACCAGUGGAAAACCUUUGUUUGAGUAUCCCGAGUAUUUGACAGUGACCAGGGUGAGCCAGACUCCGGUCAUAUUUAUCUCAGACUGGGGCACCAACACCAUAUCCAGGCUGAGCAUCUCACUAGAGGUGGUCCAGACCUACCAAGACCCGAUACUGGACUCACCACGUUGCCUGGCAGCCCUGGGGGACAACCAGCUGCUCGUGUGUGGGAGGGACAGUAACAACAUCCUGUUACUGGACACGCUCACCGGCGAGAUAACCCAACAGCUAGGGAAGAAAGAAGGGAUAGAGAUGCCAUACAGUGUGGCUUACUGUUCACUGAGAAAGAUGAUGUUUGUCACCUGCAGUCAGUAUGCCAGACCUGAAUUGAAGAAUUUCGUAAAAGUAUUCAGCUUAGUAUAG
This is a messenger RNA of Mya arenaria, 2076 nucleotides long. RefSeq lists its product as uncharacterized. NCBI's taxonomy places the organism in Eukaryota, Metazoa, Mollusca, Bivalvia, Myida, Myidae. Gene Ontology annotation, biological process: protein polyubiquitination; proteasome-mediated ubiquitin-dependent protein catabolic process. Gene Ontology annotation, molecular function: ubiquitin protein ligase activity. Bases 370 to 2076 code for a protein of 568 amino acids. The record is from RefSeq and is a predicted model, not a curated record. The transcript is spliced from 4 exons.